AGAAACUUGCAUAUAUCAGUCUCUAAAGCCUUCCAUUCCCGCUACAUAGCACACUGCUGAAACUACAAUAAUGGGUCCUGAAAAACUCAUCCUCACCUAUGAAUCUGCUCUCGUGAUAGUCUGUCUCGUGCUCGCGCUGCACGCAUAUCCAGACACAUGUCGGACAAUACUUUGGCAGUACGGGGGCUCUGAGGGCUGGAACUCGAACCCCCAAGAUCGAAUCUACUUUUACGCCAACUACCGCGAUCCACCCCCGAUUCCCAAGAUAUGGAGUGAGGAAAUCACCGAAUCCAAUCUUGCCAUCUCCGCCGUCUCGACAGUGACCUGGAUAAUCCGCGUUGUCCUCCUGCGAUACCAGCCCGGAAGCAGCCGCUGGAUCCUGGCGGCGUUCGACAUGCUCUUAGUAGCACUCUGGGCCAUCUCAGUCCACGCGCAGCUGUCUAGCGACUUGUCGGAUGCUGAACACCCGAGUGCGUGGCCUUGGUACUUGGUCCAUGCGUGUGGCGGUCUGGAUCACCAGGAACGGGGGUGCUGUACGUUGGCUCGGUGGUUUCUUGCGGCUUCCAGUAAUACAUUGGCCUUGUAUAUGGGGAGAUUUGGCUGGUGUGUCUUGAGUUUGUUCCGUGGAAAUGAAGCGGAGGUAGCAAAGCCUCCGCUUGCUUUCAGACGCGUAGAAUAGUCAUUUAGCGUUAUGGUGUUGUUUGUAUGAGUGGGAUUUGUGUGACUAAACGUUUGGGGCAUAGACUGAGCAUGAUUGAGCACAUUUUGUCCAAUAAAUUUAUACCAAGCCUCUGAACCCUCAGGCCAGCCUUGACACUAAAAUGCAUAUUAAUCUUUGUGGC
Messenger RNA from Aspergillus versicolor CBS 583.65, 842 nucleotides. RefSeq lists its product as uncharacterized. The transcript has 3 exons. The record is from RefSeq and is a predicted model, not a curated record. NCBI's taxonomy places the organism in Eukaryota, Fungi, Ascomycota, Eurotiomycetes, Eurotiales, Aspergillaceae. The coding region runs from base 71 to 679 and encodes 202 amino acids.